UUGUUUACUGUAACUUUAGCUCUGACAAAGUAGCAACAAUGACAAUGACAUCAGCGCAAAAAUUUAAAGAUAAAAAACCACCUCGUCACCAAAUUACAGCCUGAAUCAGGAAGUCCAGAAGUGUCAUGUGAUAUGAAAAAAAAAAUGGCUUCGGUGCAGUGGCGCUCUCGUGGGCGAAACUAUGAGGCAGAGCUGCAGAGGUGUCAUCCUGAGGGACUUCCUGUCGAGUUCGGAGACUACCAUCCCCUCAAGCCUAUCAUGGUCACAGACACAAAGACCCGCCGUGGAGCUCGCAAAGGCAGCACCUCCUCAUCUUCCUCCUCAUCCUCCUCAGCACCCGUGGACCCCCUCAGCUCCAUGCUGGACGGGACAGACCCCCUGUCCAUGUUUGCCGCCACCGAGACAUCGGCGGCCGCGUCCCACAGCAGCUCCGUGGGGGAUCUCGGGAGGAAGAGGAGGGUAAAGGAGGAAGAGGCCCUUGGAGCCGACUUUGAGCCCUGGUCAACGAAACGAGGAGAAAUCCUGGCCAGGUUCACCACCACUGAAAAACUGUCCAUUAAUCUCUGUAUGGGCUCUGACAGAGGAAAAGCUCCCAAUCCAGGAUCGUCGGCCGUUUCAGAGAAAGUCCGCACUCGCCUGGAGGAGCUGGACGAUUUGGAGGAGGGUUCCCACAGGGAGCUCCUCAACCUCUCCCAGCAGGAUUACGCCAACCGCAUCGAGGAGCUCAACCAGUCCCUGAAGGAGGCCUGGUCCUCCGACCAGAAGGUCAAAGCCCUGAAGAUCGUCAUCCAGUGCUCCAAACUUCUGUCCGACACGUCUGUGAUCCAGUUCUACCCCAGCAAGUUCGUCCUCAUCACCGACAUCCUCGACACUUUCGGCCGUCUGGUGUAUGACAGGAUCUGGACCAUGUGUUCAGACCCCAGACCUCUGCCGGACUCCUUCACAGUAGAAGAUGUGAACGACACGGCGAAGGAGACGUGCCUCAACUGGUUCUUCAAGAUCGCCUCCAUCAGGGAGCUGCUGCCCCGACUAUAUGUGGAAGCUGCUAUCCUCAAGUGCAACCGUUUCCUCAGCAAGUCAGGAAUCCAGGAGACCCUUCCCCGGCUGACUGCCAUGAUCCGUGGGAUGGGAGACCCUCUGGUUGCCGCCUACGCCAGAGCUUACCUCUGCAGGGUGGGCAUGGAGGUGGCGCCCCACCUGAAGGAGAGUCUGAACGCCAACAUCUUCGAUCUGCUCACCACCUUCAGGCAGAUCAGCGGUGACAGCGUCCAGAAGCAGCUGCACUUGCAGAAGGUGGAGGUGCCGGCGUACCUGAUGCUCUACUCGCCCGCCAUCAACUGGAUCCUGCAGUGCGUCGCGUACAGAGCUCCGGAGCCACUUCUCACAGAGAUGAUGGAGAGAUGCAAGAUGAUGGCAAAUAAGUGAGUAGACCGAGCAGAAAGGGGCGGGACAUUGUGGACUUAGAGUUUCAUCAUGA
Poecilia latipinna (sailfin molly) is the source of this 1477-nucleotide messenger RNA. Its product is annotated as UPF0505 protein C16orf62 homolog. Gene Ontology annotation, biological process: endocytic recycling. The transcript has 14 exons. The record is from RefSeq and is a predicted model, not a curated record. Gene Ontology annotation, cellular component: endosome. NCBI's taxonomy places the organism in Eukaryota, Metazoa, Chordata, Actinopteri, Cyprinodontiformes, Poeciliidae. The coding region runs from base 133 to 1425 and encodes 430 amino acids.